GGAUUCCUGGCGCUCCUGUCGCAGCAAUAACUAGGAAACUGCCAGUCAUUUCUUAAUCGUAUUGCGGUUAGUUGCCGUGGAAGUGCAUGUGAUUAGUAGUGUCGCGGAUUUAAUUUAAUUAAGCAAUUAAUCAAAACAUGGGAGCGGUACGGAUAAUUAACGACGACCGUCAUUUUCACGGCGAAUUGGCCAGUGCCGGGCAAAAGCUCGUCGUCGUGGAUUUCACUGCGAGUUGGUGUGGACCUUGUCAAAGAAUCGCUCCAGUAUUUGAGCAACUGUCGCUGAAAUACCCCAAAGCUGUAUUUCUGAAAGUGGACGUAGAUAAAUGUGCAGACACAGCUUCGGUACAAGAUGUACGUGCGAUGCCCACUUUCAUCUUUUAUCGCAAACGCGCAAAGCUUGGUCAGUGCCAGGGCGCAGAUCCAGUAGGACUAGAAUCGAAGAUCCAGCAGUUCUACGGUAGCGGUGACUCCGAUGACACGGACGACACCGUCGGGGAUUCUCUAUCUGGUCAUAUGGACUUGUCCAGUUUUAUAAUGAAACAGCAAUGCGAGUGCCUAAACGAGUCAGAUUAUCAUACUUUUCCUCAGUGUUUGAAUUCGGACAGUGGAUACCUUCAGAGCGACGAGGAUGAGCAACUAAUAAUAUCUAUUGCAUUUUCGCAACCCGUUAAAGUUCAUUCUCUCAAGAUUAAAACGACUGCAGAGAACGGACCGAAAAAUAUCAAAUUGUUUAUCAAUCAGCCCAGAACAAUCGAUUUCGAGAUGGCGAAUUCCAAUACGAGUGUCCAAGAUCUAACGAUGUCAGCCAAGGAUGUCGAAGAAGGAAAUCCCGUUCCACUACGCUAUGUCAAGUUCCAAAAUGUGCAGAAUCUUCAAAUAUUUGUGGUAGAUAAUCAGAAUGGUUCGGAAACAACAAGAAUCGAUCACUUAGUCAUAAUUGGCUCACCAAUUUCGACCACAAAUAUGGGAGAAUUCAAAAGAGUAUCUGGCAAGAAAGGAGAAAGUCAUUGAAACAUCUGCCUACAACUUUAAUAAUAUCAGGAUAUCAGAAAUUCUUAUUUGCGUAUUAACACAUUCCCCUAUUAUUUCUUUACAGUCAUCAGAUGUAUCAAGAUUUGGAAUAAAAUAAUCUCAUUUAAA
Camponotus floridanus (Florida carpenter ant) is the source of this 1142-nucleotide messenger RNA. It is a transcript of the gene Txl, whose product is annotated as thioredoxin-like protein 1. The record is from RefSeq and is a predicted model, not a curated record. The transcript is spliced from 4 exons. Lineage: Eukaryota; Metazoa; Arthropoda; Insecta; Hymenoptera; Formicidae. Bases 138 to 1013 code for a protein of 291 amino acids.